Bipolaris maydis ATCC 48331 is the source of this 401-nucleotide messenger RNA. The record is from RefSeq and is a predicted model, not a curated record. NCBI's taxonomy places the organism in Eukaryota, Fungi, Ascomycota, Dothideomycetes, Pleosporales, Pleosporaceae.
CAGGCGAACAUUGCAAUCGGAUUGCUUCCAUAUUCGUUGUUGAAAUGGCGAAUUUAUUCUUCUCACCAUACAACUCUAUAUGGCUGAACACUAGGAAAACAAAAAGGGCGUUUUGCGUGUUUCUAUGGGCAGCCCUUUUCGGGGGCUGCUCCUCCCCCUUCUUCACAGCCACCCCAAAAAGGACAGGAAAAAAAAGUGAUGUUAGAAUACAUGAGACCUGAACUGCACCCUUACACACCCAGCACUCCAUCCACGCUAUUGCACCGUUUUUUGCCCUAAGGUCUGGCGAAAAAGAACCUAGAUUAACAAAAGAGAAAAAAAGGAAAAUAAAAAAGUCUUGUGUUCCCCAAACCUCGAGAAAAUCCCCUCCACUCCACAUGUCUAAAUCGUCAACAAGAUUU